GAAACAGUUGUACACAGGAUGCGGGGCUAACAUCCGCACAGUGCUGUAGGUGAAAAGGCAUCACCCGGAGCCACUGAGCCGCUGUAAGCAUCGGAGGAAAAAGUGCAGAGAAGCGUGGAAGUUGCGUUUUGAGGACACUCUUUCGCUGGGCGUCACUUUCACCGCUUUAAAGUUAUGCGUUCGAGUCCCGUGCUUCCCCGCACACACAGCACGGUGAAUGGACCCGCGUGUGCACAAUGAUGGGCAGUGACCUUUCCAUUAUGACGAGGAGAUGUCUUCUCACUUACAAACCAUUCAGGAUUUUUGUGUUAGGGAUUGGUUUCUUCAGUAUAUGCUUUCUAAUGACCUCUCUUGGGGGCCAAUUCUCAGCCAAGCGACCCUCAGAUUUCCCUUUCACAACGCGAGCAGAAGUUCUCGGUGGUCAAGAAUCUCGCGCCCUCAGAAAAAUCAGUAAUAUGCUGGAAGUCAUCAUGAAGCGGAUGGACGCGCUGUCUAGACUUGGUAACACCAGUGAAACGCACAAGUUGGAUGAGCUUGCCUCCGUCCUUGACAGAAUUCAGCCAAUAGGUCUGGUGGAGCGGAUCCAGGCCAUUGCCCAGAACAUGUCAGACAUGGCUGGGAGGGUGGAGCAGAUUCUACAGCGCAGUACUGCAAGUAAAAGAGUUAGGCAAGGAACAUUCGGACAGUGUGACAUUCCUAAAGACCCUCAUUAUCCAGACUGCCCCGGCAAGAUGGAUUGGAUGCGUGCCCGUUGGAACUCUGACCCGUGCUAUGCUUUUUAUGGAGUCGACGGUUCAGACUGCUCCUUUCUCAUCUACCUAAGUGAGGUGGAGUGGUUCUGCCCCCCACUCACCUGGAGGAACCAGACUGUUACACCCACUUUGAAGCCUCCACCCAGAAAACAAGCUGUUUUCCGGUUUGACACAGGUGCUCUGCUGGAGCUAGUGGGCACCGGGAAAGAGUCGCUUAACUUCAUGAAAAGACGCAUACGUAGGCUGGCAGCACAGUGGGCUUCUGCUGCUCGACGACUGGAUGACAAACUGCGCAGUCACUGGAGGGACGAGAAGCGGAUUCUUGUCCACGUGGGAUUUCUGACAGAAGAGUCCGGUGAUGUGUUCAGUCCAAAGGUGCUGAAAGGGGGUCCGCUGGGUGAGAUGGUCCAGUGGGCUGACAUCCUCACUACUCUUUAUAUUCUUGGACACAACCUGAAGAUCUCUGUUUCUGUCAAGGAGCUGCAUGGGUUUUUGGGAGUCCCACCAGGAAGAGGCAGCUGCCCUCUGACCGGCCCUCUGCCCUUUGACCUCAUCUACACAGACUACCAUGGCCUUCAACAGAUGAAGCAGCACUUGGGGCUGUCACUGAAGAAGCACAAGUGCCACAUCCGUGUGAUUGACACUUUUGGCACAGAGCCAGCCUACAACCACGAGGAGUAUGCCACUCUGCAUGGCUACAGAACCAACUGGGGCUACUGGAACUUGAACAGCCAGCAGUACAUGACCAUGUUCCCUCACACCCCAGACAACUCUUUUAUGGGCUUUGUAGCAGAGGAGCUGAAUGACACCGCGAGACUGAACAUCCAAAAGAACAAAUUGAACAACAUGGCAGUUGUCUAUGGUAAAGAGGCCAGCAUGUGGAAGCUUCAUGGCAAGGAAACAUUCCUGUCCAUCCUGCAUCGCCACAUGGAGAUCCAUGGGACUGUGUACUAUGAAGCACAGCGUCCCCCAGAGGUGCCCGCCUUUGUGAAGAAUCAUGGCCUUCUGCGUCAGCAGGAACUCCAGCAACUCCUCAGGAAGGCCAAGCUCUUCAUUGGAUUUGGCUUCCCGUAUGAAGGGCCAGCCCCUUUGGAAGCCAUCGCCAAUGGCUGUAUCUUCCUGCAGCCCAAGUUUAGCCCUCCUCAUAGUUCUCUCAAUCAUGAUUUCUUCAGAGGAAAGCCCACCUCCAGGGAAGUGUCCUCUCAGCAUCCCUACGCUGAGCAGUACAUCGGCAGGCCACACGUCUUUACGGUUGAUUUUAAUAACUCAGAAGAGUUUGAUGCAGCCAUCCGUGAAAUCAUGAAGCUCAAUGUGGAGCCUUUUUUGCCAUAUGAGUACACGUGUGAGGGCAUGCUGGAGAGAGUCCAUGCCUAUCUUCAAAACCAGGACUUUUGUUCUCCUGAAGCUCCAUUUCCUCCAGUAAACUCUUCAAAGAUCUGGCAGGGCAGCCCUCUCGCUCCUUUCAUGCUGCUGCCCAACUCGAGCAUCCUAACUUGGGCCUCUAACAUCACCUCCUACACGUCCUGGCCCCCCCUCAGCGCCCUGCAGCUCUUGGUUUCGCUGCAGGGCGAGUCAUGUGUGAAGGCCUGCCAAGACGUGGGGUUGAUCUGCGAGCCUGCCUUGUAUCGUUUCAUCAACAUUAAGGAAGCCUUCAAUGCGCUAGACUUCCAAUGUGCGGGGCUGGAGUCAGAGAUGAAUCAUCUCUUUCCCGCCUUCUCAGCAGAACAUGCAGAAUGUGGCCUGCAGCAGGACCCUCUGCUCUUCAGCUGUGCAGGUGCUAGCAUCAAAUACCAGCGCCUCUGCCCCUGUCGAGACUAUCGAGAUGGCCAGGUGGCCCUGUGCAGCGACUGCUUGUGACCGGUGAUGCUCGGCUCUCUUGCCCCAGGAGAUGUUGUCUGACUAAGUAGCUUGUAGUCAAACGUUUUAACAGGAGCCAUUGUGAAAAAUCCUUUACAGUGUGGCUGUCAAAGUAGGCUGGGUGGGUAGCCAACAACUCAGGGAUUUGCAUGAUUGUACUUUGUAUCUGUUGGGCUUAGAGUUUUAGUCGAAAAAAUUACGUGAAAGCUUUGGGACCAUAUGAAAGUUUUUGAUCGAAGAUGCCAAAUACUGGAUCUCUCAAGUUACAAACACAUGACAGUGCACUCAAAGAGGGAUAUCGUGCUUGACAACUUUCAGUGUGUGUGUCUUGAUAUUGUGUGAAUCCUUUCAGUGAUCAUAGUGGACAUUUGUAUCAGAUGCACUCGAAGCCAUUUACACCAAGUUGAGAUGUACUAUUUUCCAUGUCCUGUAUUUGUACAUAAUUGUUUAAUAAAAUUGAGAAAACUAAUAUAAUUUGUGAUUUUGAAUACAUUAAUCAUUCACUGCCCUCAGUGUUGUUUUCGUCAAAGAACUUUUUUUUUCAUGACAAUGAUGAGAUGAUAACGAGCUAAAAACAUGUUUCAGGAGACUAAAACAUAAGACGAGUGCCAGAAG
Molecule: messenger RNA, 3224 nt
Organism: Corythoichthys intestinalis (scribbled pipefish)
Lineage: Eukaryota; Metazoa; Chordata; Actinopteri; Syngnathiformes; Syngnathidae
Product: alpha-1,6-mannosylglycoprotein 6-beta-N-acetylglucosaminyltransferase B-like
Exons: 18
Coding region: 237-2609 (790 amino acids)
Biological process (GO): protein N-linked glycosylation
Cellular component (GO): Golgi apparatus
Molecular function (GO): alpha-1,6-mannosylglycoprotein 6-beta-N-acetylglucosaminyltransferase activity
Source: RefSeq, a predicted model, not a curated record